Molecule: messenger RNA, 1325 nt
Organism: Sinocyclocheilus grahami
Lineage: Eukaryota; Metazoa; Chordata; Actinopteri; Cypriniformes; Cyprinidae
Product: tripartite motif-containing protein 47-like
Exons: 5
Coding region: 148-1317 (389 amino acids)
Molecular function (GO): zinc ion binding
Source: RefSeq, a predicted model, not a curated record
UUCAACGCAGCAUAAGAUAAUUGGCAGCUAAGGAAGGAGCAUACCACUUAAGAAGACAGAUCUAAAACGUGACAAGUGCUCUUACACAACAUGUGCACACUGUAGCCAGUAGUGCCUCAUUCCUGUGUGAAACUGCUGAUUAGAGCCAUGCCAUUCUCGCGAAGCUUCCUGUCUGAAGAGCAGCUGCUGUGCUCCAUCUGCUUAGAUGUGUUUGACAAUCCGGUGUCCACGCCAUGCGGCCACAGCUUCUGUAUGACCUGCAUCGGCCACUACUGGGACUCAGUGAAGCACUGUCAGUGCCCCCUCUGCAAGCAGACCUUCAAGAGAAAGCCCGAUCUCCACAUUAAUCGAACUCUCCGAGAGAUCACUGAACAGUUCAAGCGCAUGAAGGGAAACCCGGGGGCCUCUGGAGGGGACGGGGCAGAUAAAGACGCUGAGGAAGGGGGAACAACACAAGAGCCAGUUGGUAGUACACUUAGGCCAGGCCAACUUCCAGGUUAUCUUCUUGAGGAAAUGAUGCAGAGAGACACACGGCACAGGGCACACCGCAACUCUCUGGCCUCUCAGAAUGAAACAAUUGAACAAACACUAAACACUGAUAGUACUAGUGACACCCAGCCACCUGGUUUUGCCAGACAGGUGUCCCUGCGAAGGUAUACCUUGAGUGGGGCGGCAGAUGCCAUGAAAGUCCCCCUUUGUCCAAAACAUCACCGAAACCUGGAGCUGUUCUGUCGAUCUGAUCUGGAAUGUAUUUGUGUUGAGUGUGGACAAACGGAACACCAGUCACAUAACAUCACAUGUGCCGAGAAAGAGUGGCAGAGUCAUAAGAUGAAGAUUGCUAUCACGGAGAACGAGAUACAGGAGAUGACCAAGCAGAGGAUGGAGAAAGUGGAGGUGAUCAAACAAUCACUAGUUGAUAUCAAAAUGCUGUCAGAGCAUGAGGUGCAGUGCAGCAUGCAGCUGUUUGGAGCUUUGAUAAGCUCCCUCGAGCGCAGUCAGGCAGGGCUGCUGGAAGUGACUGAGAUAAACCGUCACUCAGCAGAGCACCAGGCUGAGCUCAUGAUCAGAGAGCUGGAGCAGGAGAUCACAGAACUGAGGAGGAGAAGCACAGCGCUUGCUAAACUGGCCCAGACUGAAAAUUACAUCACCGGACUGAAGGGCUACUCUGAGGUCAGCACUCCCAAGACAAUGAAAGACUGGACGGGUAUCUCGCUGACCUGUGACCUUGGAACUAAAACAAUUUAUACCUCUGUCUGUCAGCUACUGGAACAGUUUAAGGAGGAGCUUCAGAAAGUACCACCUGCCUUCUGUGAGUGACACUUGUC